This is a messenger RNA of Rotaria sp. Silwood2, 2742 nucleotides long. The record is from the annotation of a GenBank genome assembly. Lineage: Eukaryota; Metazoa; Rotifera; Eurotatoria; Philodinida; Philodinidae.
AUGCCGAAUUCAAAAGAAUUUAUUUACAAUUUACUACAACGAACACGUAUACUAAUUACUGCAAUACAUCGUUCUAGUAAUCUCGAUAAAUACGUUCGAGAUCAAAUUUAUUGUAAACAACGAGAGUCGAACAAACGCUCGAAAGAAGAUAAUACUGAACCUAUAUUGUACAAUGAAUUAGUUCUGGAUUUUCGAAUACGGUGGAGUUCUACCUUCAAAAUGAUACAUCGAUUUAUUAAAUUAAGUUCCAUAUUAAAUGAUGUUACAUUUACACCGAAGAAUAUUGAUGGUAUGGAAUCUCAACAAGUUUUAAAAUUAUCAAAGUUAAUAUUCAGCCAUGAUGAUUGGAAUUGGCUGUCAGCAUUGGAAUUUGUACUUGAACGUUUUGAACAGUCAACUUCUCUUUUAUCUGGUACAACUUACCAAACACUUUCGUUUGGUAAGAUGAUACUAAAUGGUUUGAAGCAUUUCCUAUCGAACCAAAAAUCUGAUGAACCAAUGAUUGCUUCUUUUCUAAAUCCAACGACAUAUUUCUGUUUACAACAAGAUGAAAAAUUCAUUAAAAAGGCAAAACAAUUGAUUGUAUUAAAAUCGAAAGGUGAAAAAUUUGCAUCAACAUCUUCAUUUUCAUCAAAUUCAACACCUUUAACAAGAUCCAUUCAAAAAAUCAUGAAAAAACCAUUAUUGGCAAUAGAAGCAUUUUUGUCGAAUUGGCAAGCACCAUUAUCAUCAUCAUCUUCAACAACGUCAUCAAAAAAAUUAUAUACCGUUCAACAAGAAAUUGGCUAUUACAUUUCUUCUAUUGACAAAGACACCGAAUUUCAAGAAUAUUGGAAUAAAAUUCAACAUCAUUUACUAAUAUUAACUCGUAUGGUUCGACAUUUUUGUAUUAUGCCAAUAACAUCGGUUGCAAUUGUUGUAGUUGUUGUCAGUUUUGUUGUUGUAAUUGUCGAUGUUGUUGUCGGUUUUGUUGUUGUAGUUGUUGUCCGUUUUGUUGUUGUAAUUGUCGAUGUUGUUGCCAGUUUUGUUGUUGUUGUUGUCGAUGUUGUUGUCGGUUUUGUUGUUGUAGUUGUUGUCCGUUUUGUUGUUGUAAUUGUCGAUGUUGUUGUCAGUUUUGUUGUUGUUGUUGUCGAUGUUGUUGUCGGUUUUGUUGUUGUAGUUGUUGUCCGUUUUGUUGUUGUAAUUGUCGAUGUUGUUGUAGUUGUUGUAGUUGUUGUCAGUUUUGUUGUUGUAAUUGUCGAUGUUGUUGUCAGUUUUGUUGUUGUUGUUGUCGAUGUUGUUGUCGGUUUUGUUGUUGUAGUUGUUGUCCGUUUUGUUGUUGUAAUUGUCGUUGUUGUUGUUGUUCGUGCUUCUACCCAAGUGACAACAGAUGAUGAAAAAGAAGAACAACAAAUUGAUUAUGUUAAUAUUGAUGAUGAAAAUCAAAUAGGUGAUGAUGAUUUUGAAAGUGAUGAUUCAAAUUCUGAUGAUACUUCAGAUGGUGAAUCGGCUACUGAUCAUGCUUAUGAAUAUUCGGAUAAUGAAGAUUCAUCUUCACAAGGUAGUGAUGAAGAUGAAGAAUCUCUUGGUCAACAUCCACUCCAUGAUAACUUUGUGGAAAAUGAAACUGAACACACAUUAAUGCCUUAUUCAAAACAAUUUAUAUAUAUUUUACUACAACGAGCACGUAAACUCAUUAAAACAAUACAUCGUUCUAGAAAUCUUGAUAAAUACGUGCGAGAUCAAAUUGAUUUAAAACAACAAGAGGCGAAUAAACGGUCGACAGAAGAUAAUACUGAACCUAUAGUUUAUAAUGAAUUAGUUAUUGAUUUUCGAAUACGAUGGAGUUCCACCUUCAAAAUGUUAAAUCGAUUUAAUAAAUUAAGUUCAGUAGUAAAUGAUGUUACAUUUACACCAAGAAAUAUUGAUGGUGUGGAAUCCCAACAAGUUUUAAAAUUAUCGAAAUUAGCUUUUAGUCAUGACGACUGGAAUUGGUUAUCAGCAUUGGAAUUUGUGCUUCAACGUUUUGAAGAAUCAACAAGAUUAUUAUCUGGUAAAACAUAUCAAACACUUUCACUUGGUAAAAUGAUAUUAAAUGGUUUAAAACAUUUCUUAUCACAUCAAAAACCUGAUGAACCAAUGAUAAAUCAUUUAAAAACAUUACUGUUAAAAGCAUUUGAAGAAUAUUGUGAAAACAAUCUUAGUGUUGAAGCUGAAGAAGCAAUCAUAAUUGCUUCUUUUCUCAAUCCCACAACAUACUUUUAUUUGCAUGAAGACGAAAAAUUUAUUAAAAAAGCAAAACAAUUGAUUGUGUUGAAAUCGAAAAGUGAAAAAUUUGCAUCAACGCAUUUGUCUUCAUCAAAUUCAAUAACUUCAGCACGUUCUAUUCCAAAAAUGGUGAAAAAACCAUUACUGGCAAUUGAAACAUUUUUAUCUAAUUGUGAAGCACUAUUACCAACAUCAUCAUCAACAUCUUCAACAAAAAUAUUUACGAUUCAUCAAGAAAUUGGCUAUUACAUAUCUUCAAUCGAAAAAGAAACAGAUUUUCAAGAAUAUUGGAAUAAAAAUCAAAAUUAUUUGCCUAUAUUAAGUCGUAUGGUGCGACACUAUUGCAUCAUAACAAUAACAUCAGUUGCAAGUGAAAGUGCGUUUUCAAUAGCUGGAUACAUACAACGAAAACACCGUUCCUCAUUAUCUGCAAGAACUUUACGAUAUUCAAUGAUAUUACAAAAUUUAGAACCACAUUACAUUGAUUCCAAUUGA